GGGGCUUCCUGCAGCCUCAGGGACGAGCUGGCCGGAUCAUGGCCCAGGGGACGGUGAUCCACGUGGCCCCAGAGCAGCCCACCUACGCCGUGUGUGUGCUGGGCACUGAGACGCAGCUAGAUGUCUGCGGCUCUGCCCCCCCGGGCUGCACAUUCUUCAGCAUCAACGCCUCCCCGGGGGUGGUUGUGGAUGUUGCCCACAGCCCUCCAGCCAAGAAGAAUCCCACAGGUUCCUCCAAGUGGCCCCUGGACCCCGGGCUGGAGGUGAGCCUGAGGAUGACAGCUGCCAGCAGCAGCAUGGGUGACCGGAAGGUUCAGAUUUCAUACUACGGACCCCAGACCAACCCAGUCCACGCGCUGCUCUACCUCACCGGGGUGGAAAUCACCUUGAGCGCGGACGUCACCCGCACCGGCAAAGUGAAGCCCACCAAAGCUGGGAAGAACCAGAGCACCUGGACCUGGGGCCCACGCGGGCAAGGCGCCAUCCUGCUGGUGAACUGUGACAGGGACAACCCCCACACCUCCGCCAUGGACUGCACAGAUGACCAGGUGCUUGACGGAGCAGACGUGCAGGACAUGUCCCUGGUGACGCUGAGCACGCGGACGCCCCCGGACUUCUUCUCCAAGCACCAGCUGGUGCUCCACGUGGCCAAGUCCGAGAUGGACAAAGUCCGAGUGUUCCAAGCCAGCCACCGACGUGGCUCGACUGACAUUGGUUUGGCGACAAACCAAGUCCUUGCCUCUGCCAAGGCAUCACCGCCUCCAGGGGGCAAACAGCCCUCAGGGUACCAGGCGAUCCUGGGGCCCCAGCAGCCCUCACACCUCCUGGAGCUCCCCGGCGGCCAGCACAGCACAGACUUCUAUGUGGAGGGCCUCACUUUCCCAGACGCCAACUUCCCUGGCCUCAUUUUCCUCACCAUCUCCCUGUUCUGCACGGACAACCCGGAGCUCCCCAAGACCCUGGUGUUCCAAGACAGUGUGGCUUUCCGUGUGGCCCCCUGGAUCAUGACCCCCAACACUCAGCCCCCGAAGGAGGUGUAUGUGUGCAGGAUAUUUGAUAACGAGGACUUUGUGAAGUCAUUGACCACUCUGACCAAGAAAGCCAGGUGCAAGCUGACUGUGUACCCCUUGGAGGAGAGCAUGGAGGACCAGUGGAUGCAGGAUGAAAUCGAGAUCGGCUACACCCAAGCCCCGCACAAGGCGCUGCCCGUCGUCUUCGACUCUCCGAGGAACAGAGGCCUGAAGGAGUUCCCGAUCAAGUGCCUGCUGGGUCCAGAUUUUGGCUACGUGACUCGAGGCCCCCAAACAGGGGGCGUUACCGACCUCGACUCCUUUGGGAACCUGGAAGUGAGCCCCCCAGUCACAGUUGGGAAGAAGAAGUACCCGCUGGGCAGGAUUCUCAUUGGGCACAGCAGUUACCCCAGCGCCAAGAGCCAGGAGAUGCACCAAGCCCUGCAGGACUUCCUCGCUGCCCAGCAGGUGCAGGCCCCCGUGAAACUCUACUCCGACUGGCUGUACGUGGGCCACGUGGACGAGUUCCUGAGCUUCGUCCCUGCGCACAAGGGCUUCCGGCUGCUCCUGGCCAGCCCCAGGUCCUGCUACAAACUGUUCCAAGAGCAGCUGAAGGAGGGCCAUGGGGAGGCUCUGCUGUUCGAGGGCAUCAAGUACAAAAGGCAGCAGAAAAUAAAGGACAUUCUGUCAAACAAGAAACUGAGAGAACAUAACUCCUAUGUGGAGAGCUGCAUCGACUGGAACCGGGAGGUGCUGAAGCGGGAGCUGGGCCUGCGGGAGCGGGACAUCGUGGACAUUCCCCAGCUCUUCAAGCUCCGCACGGACUUCACCGGGACCCCCAAGGCCGAGGCCCUUUUCCCGAACAUGGUGAACAUGCUGGUGCUGGGCAAGUACCUGGGCAUCCCUAAGCCCUUCGGGCCCAUCAUCAACGGCCGCUGCUGCCUGGAGGAGAAGGUGCGGUCGCUGCUGGAGCCGCUGGGCCUCCACUGCGUCUUCAUCGAUGACUUCACCCCAUACCACCUUCAGCACGGGGAGGUGCACUGCGGGACCAAUGUGCGCCGGCAGCCCUUCUCCUUCAAGUGGUGGCACAUGGUGCCCUGAGCCUGUCCCCCGGGCGUCCUCUCCCUUGGGAAGCUCCUGGCCAGAGGCUCUGGUCCCCUGCAGUGUGGAUAGCAAGAGUUCUUGAGGACACGUUGGCUCCCCAGGGGGAGGCCCCCCUCCAGGCAGUGGCUUGCUUCUGUCCUCUGUGUCCCUUCCGAAGAUCCCAAGAUGGUCCUGGCAUUGCAAACUCAGUUCUGCUGUGAGAAGCUGCAAUAAAGUUUCAUAAUAAUCUCUUUGUA
This is a messenger RNA of Myotis davidii, 2350 nucleotides long. RefSeq names its product peptidyl arginine deiminase, type IV (gene PADI4). Lineage: Eukaryota; Metazoa; Chordata; Mammalia; Chiroptera; Vespertilionidae. Gene Ontology annotation, molecular function: protein-arginine deiminase activity; calcium ion binding. Bases 39 to 2111 code for a protein of 690 amino acids. Gene Ontology annotation, cellular component: cytoplasm. The transcript is spliced from 17 exons. The record is from RefSeq and is a predicted model, not a curated record.